AUGAAGUCGAUGGUGCAAGCGGACUGUGGAGGGCCGAAUGCACUUGUGAGUCUCGCCCAGAACUACGGUGCUUCCAAUCAGCGCGCAGCUCAGACUGUUAAAAGUGGGUUCUAUUCGCUUUUGCCUUCAUCUUCUGUUGGUGAACAGUUCGCAGAUGAUUUCCUACGACAGAAAGCAUUGGCCACUCCAGCGCCAUCGACAUUUGAUAUGAAGGCACUUGCUACACAACUUCCAAGUAUAUCAACAUCGGCGAGGAAUCUGGCAAACAAAUGGUCGUCAGAAUAUAUUGCUCAAUCUGGACAUCAGCUUGCAUCGAUAUGGUCACAGCAAUACGCAGCAGGACAACCAUCUUACGAGACUACGUGGGCGAGUGCCGUGAGCACGGCGCCACCGCAUCCAACAGUAUUGCAGAGCGAAUUGGCUGACAGUUGGGCACAAGAGUUCACUUCUACUGAAGAAGACUUAUGGGAAAGCUUGGAGAAAGAAUGGCAAGCGGUUCAACCGAAUAUCGCCUUUACUCAAACAGAAGAGAUAACUAACUUUCGACACGAGCUAUAUGUUCACCAAGCUCACAAUCCAUUCCUAUCCCAUGCCGAUCCUAUGGCUGAGGGCGACCGAUUUAUGCAAUCUGGAGACCUCGGUAGCGCCAUGCUUGCUUAUGAGGCCGCUGUGCAGAAGAAUCCCAAUGAUGCCAAAGAGACUAAUAUUCUUCUGUUCUCAAAGAAAGAUUCUAAUGAAGUCGUCGAUGAAUUCAACGAGUUGCAGGCUUGGUGUCAUCUUGGUUUGUCGCAUGCAGAGAAUGAGAACGAUUCUAAAGCCAUACUAGCUCUCAAUGAAUGUCUGAAAAUUCAGCCGGAUUAUCAGCAGGCUCUUCUUGCCCUAGCAGUCUCACUGACGAACGAGUCAGCCGACAACAGCGCCCUGACUCAGCUAGAGAAGUGGCUGGUGGCUCAUCAGGGCGGUGAUCCCACGAUUGUGCAGCAGAGAGCACGUGCUGCCUUUAGCUCCUUCCUCGAUGCUGACACCUUCAAACAGGAUCCACGUCUUUGGAAUCGCCUCGGCGCCACUUUAGCGAACGGCAAUCGUACUCCAGAAGCCGUGGCUGCGUAUCGAGAAGCACUCAAGAGGUAUCCACUCUACGUACGAGCACGCUAUAAUCUUGGAAUCAGCUGUCUUCACCUUAACAGUUAUAGGGAAGCAAUCGAGCACUUCGUGUCCGCCUUGGAGCUACAAAAGGGAAGCGCGGACACUUCGCCUAUUUGGCCGACAAUGCAGUCAGCAACCAUUCGGAUGCAAGACGCACCUGAUACGCUCUUUUCAGCACUGAGUCGACGAGACUUGAACGCUUUCAAAGCAGUACUUAUGCAGACACGAUCAAUUUGA
Molecule: messenger RNA, 1383 nt
Organism: Angiostrongylus costaricensis
Lineage: Eukaryota; Metazoa; Nematoda; Chromadorea; Rhabditida; Metastrongylidae
Source: the annotation of a GenBank genome assembly